Messenger RNA from Aureobasidium subglaciale EXF-2481, 700 nucleotides. RefSeq lists its product as uncharacterized. Lineage: Eukaryota; Fungi; Ascomycota; Dothideomycetes; Dothideales; Saccotheciaceae. The transcript has a single exon. The coding region runs from base 163 to 507 and encodes 114 amino acids. The record is from RefSeq and is a predicted model, not a curated record.
CCAACCCGUCCUCUCGAAAGGUAACUACCGGUACAAUAUCUCCAUCUAUGCUUAGACUCCUCCUUCUCUGUAUCCCAGCGAUGCCUCUGGCCAUUAUGGUGGGCUCAUGUCUUUGCCCCCUAUAGCCCCACAGCUACCAUUACUCAGACGGAAACUGCUACGAUGACCACCAUUGGCACCUUUAUUCUCACCUUGAAAGUUCCUCCAAUCACCACGAUAACUCUAACAAGUAACGAAGAAAGACGCCUAAGGAACGAACGGCUUUCAAGAGAGUCAAGGGAAUAUAGAGAAAAGGUUCGCCUCGAGAUGCAAGAGCGGGACCGGGAGCGUGAAGCUGAGGAAGCGGCAAAGUUGCUGGAGGAGAAAGAGCAAAAAGCAAAGCCUGGGGUGUUCAGGCAGUAUUGUUUGCUGCUCAUUGUGUGCUCGCUAUCUGCUUUGACGGCUUCGUGUGUAGUAGGAAAUUGGGCCGAUAUUCAAGCUUGGUUUGCCGAAACGAGCUCAAGCUAAGGAGUGUGAAAUGCGGAACUUCUCGUCUUCUCGAACUAGAUCCAAGGCUGGGAGAUCUUCGUGUUCAGAAGCACGGAAGAGUGAGUUCUCUACCAAGGGAUAUGGGUCUCGAGAUUGAUGCUUCUAAGGGAAAGGUCGGCUGGAAAGUACGAAGCAUUACUAGCUUAUAAAGUUCAUCCCAGAAGCUUGAACA